Messenger RNA from Sorex fumeus (smoky shrew), 4582 nucleotides. RefSeq names its product leucine rich repeats and immunoglobulin like domains 1 (gene LRIG1). Lineage: Eukaryota; Metazoa; Chordata; Mammalia; Eulipotyphla; Soricidae. The record is from RefSeq and is a predicted model, not a curated record. The transcript is spliced from 19 exons. Bases 1 to 3330 code for a protein of 1109 amino acids. Gene Ontology annotation, molecular function: protein binding.
AUGGCGCGGCCGGCCCGGGGAGCGCUCGGGGCCCCGCGCCGCCCGGUCGCGCCGCCGCCGCCGCCGCCGCCGCCGCCGCCGCCGCCGCCGCUGCCGCUGCUGCUGCUGCUGCUGCUGCUGCUGCAGCCCGACACGCCGACGGCCGCGGCCGGCCCGCGGGCGCCCUGCCCCGCCGCCUGCACUUGCGCCGGCGACGCGCUGCGCUGUGGCGGGCGCGGGCUGACGGCCGUGCCCGGGGACCUGCCCGCCUGGACGCGGAGCCUAAACCUGAGCUACAACAAACUGUCUGAGAUUGACCCUGCUGGUUUUGAGGACUUGCUGGAUCUCCAAGAAGUGAUCCUCAGUAACAAUGAGCUGACAGCUGUGCCGUCCCUGGGUGCCGCAUCCUCUCGAGUCGUCUCGCUCUUCUUGCAACACAACAGGAUCCGCGCGGUGGAUGGGAGUGUGCUGAAGACGUACCUGGCCCUGGAAGUGCUGGACCUGAGUGCCAAUAACAUCACGGACGUGCGCAACACCUGCUUUCCACAUGGGCUGCGCCUCCGGGAGCUCAACCUGGCGAGCAACCGCAUCAGCACCCUAGAGUCGGGUGCGUUUGAUGGUUUGUCACGGUCACUGCAAACACUUCGGCUGAGCAAAAACAGAAUCACCCAGCUUCCUGUGAAAGCAUUCAAGCUACCCAGGCUGACACAACUGGACCUCAACCGGAAUCGGAUCCGGCUGAUCGAGGGCCUGACGUUCCAGGGCCUCAGCAGUUUGGAGGUGCUGAAGCUUCAGCGAAACAACAUCAGCAGGCUGACAGACGGGGCCUUCUGGGGACUGUCCAAGAUGCACGUGCUGCACCUGGAGUACAACAGCCUGGUGGAGGUGAACAGCGGCUCGCUCUACGGCCUCACCGCCCUGCACCAGCUCCACCUCGGCAACAACUCCAUUUCGCGUAUCAACCGUGACGGCUGGAGCUUCUGCCAGAAGCUGCACGAGCUGAUCCUGUCCUUCAACAACCUCACGCGGCUGGAGGAGGAGAGCCUGGCCGACCUGAGCAGCCUGCGCAUCCUGCGCCUCAGCCACAACGCCAUCAGCCACAUCGCCGAGGGCGCCUUCAAGGGACUCCGCAGCCUGCGCGUCCUGGACCUGGACCACAAUGACAUCUCAGGCACGGUCGAGGAUACCAGCGGGGCUUUCACGGGCCUCGAGAGCCUGAGCAGGCUGACUCUGUUUGGAAACAAGAUCAAGUCCGUGGCUAAGCGCGCCUUCUCGGGACUGGAAGGCCUGGAGUACCUGAACCUGGGAGAGAAUGCAAUCCGGUCCAUCCAGUUUGAUGCCUUCGUGAGGAUGAAGAGUCUUCGAGAGCUCCACAUCAGCAGCGACAGCUUCUUGUGUGACUGCCAGCUGCAGUGGCUACCCCCGUGGCUGCGGGGCCGGAUGCUGCAGACCUUGGUGACGGCCACCUGUGCCCACCCAGAGUCCCUGAAGGGCCAGAGCAUUUUCUCUGUGCCGCCAGAGAGUUUCGUGUGUGAUGACUUCCCCAAGCCGCAGAUCAUUACCCAGCCCGAGGUGACCAUGGCCCUGCAAGGCACCGACGUCCGGUUCACGUGCUCGGCAGCCAGUAGCAGCAGCUCACCCAUGACAUUCGCCUGGAAGAAGGACAAUGAGGUCCUGGCCAAUGCCGACAUGGAGAACUUUGCCCACGUCCGUGCGCAGGACGGGGAGGUGAUGGAGUACACCACCAUCCUGCACCUCCGGAACGUCACCUUCGGGCAUGAGGGCCGCUACCAGUGCAUCAUCACCAACCACUUUGGCUCCACCUACUCGCACAAGGCCAGGCUCACUGUGAAUGUGUUGCCAUCCUUCACCAAAAUCCCCCACGACAUUGCCAUCCGGACCAGCAACACGGCCCGCCUGGAGUGUGCUGCCACUGGCCACCCGAACCCCCAGAUCGCUUGGCAGAAGGACGGAGGCACCGACUUCCCCGCGGCCCGUGAGCGGCGCAUGCACGUCAUGCCGGACGAUGACGUGUUCUUCAUCACGGACGUGAAAAUAGACGACAUGGGCGUGUACAGCUGCACCGCCCAGAACUCGGCCGGCUUCAUCUCUGCCAACGCCACCCUGACCGUCUUAGAAACCCCGGCCUUACUGGUGCCCCUGGAAGACCGUGUGGUGUCCGUGGGGGAAACGGUGGCCUUCCAGUGCAAGGCCACUGGGAAUCCCUCUCCCCGCAUCACCUGGCUCAAGGAAGACCGUCCGCUGAGCCUCACCGAGAGGCACCACUUCACCCCAGGCAACCAGCUGCUCGUGGUACAGAACGUGGUGGCAGAGGACGCGGGCCACUACACCUGCGAGAUCUCCAACACCCUGGGCACAGCGCGCGCACACAGCCAGCUCAGCAUCCUGCCCACCCCGGGGUGCAGGAAGGACGGGACCACCGUGGGCAUCUUCACCAUCGCCGUGGUGUGCAGCAUUGUCCUCACCUCGCUGGUCUGGGUGUGCAUCAUCUACCAGACCCGGAAGAAGAGUGAGGAGUACAGUGUCACCAACACAGAUGAAACCAUUGUGCCUCCAGAUGUUCCAAGCUACCUCUCUUCUCAGGGGACUCUUUCUGACCGACAGGAAACGGUGGUCAGGACUGAAGGGGGCCAUCAGCCCAGCGGGCAUAUAGAAAGCAAUGGUGUCCUUCCGAGAGAUGCAAGCCUCUUCACGGAGGCGGGCACUCAUGGCACUCCGUGCCGGCAGCCGAAGCUCUGCGUUGGGUUCAUUCAGGAGCCGUGGAAAGUGGCGGAGAAAGCAGAUCGGACACCUGGUGCCCAGAAGCUAGGGCUCGGCGGCCCCGCUGGAUGCAGUGACUGCAGGCCUGAUGUGGACACUUACAGCCAGGAACAGGCCCUCUAUCCUCGGCCGGUGUCCAGAGAGGGCGUCCGGCCAGGCACCCCCGGCCCCCUGGAGCCCAGUGGAAGUGACCUAGAACAUCCUCCGAGCACCAGGACUGUGGAUGGGUCCCGCUCCGACUGCAGGGGCGCCCCCUACCCCAGCAACCAUGACAGAAUGCAGACCUGGAAGCAGCCGCUACAGCCAGUGGCCCCUCGAGAGGGGACAGGGGGCUCCUCGUGGACGUUAGCCAGGCUGUGUGAGCCGGACUCCAGAGAACGCCCGCCCUCGGGCAGUCCUCCGCUCCCAGAGGCCCCCGCAGGCCCGGCUGACCUCCCCAGCGAAGGCCAGCACUUGCUUUCCAAUGGACACCUCCCUCAGGCCUGUGGCUCCAGUCCUGAGAGUGCCCCGCUGAUGGGACAGCUUCCUGGGACACGGAGCGCGCCCCUGAUGUUUGCACCCAAAGUCUAGGCUCUGUCUACCUCAGCUCGGGCCACUCUCUCCCGGAAGGAGGGGUACGGGAGGCCGCGUGGGAGCUCGGGUCCAGUGCCACGGUCUGUAUGUAGUUUCCCUUCAUGUGGAGCCAGUAGCGUGACGGACUCAAGCUGAAGCACAGAAAUGCAGGAUGGCUAUCGUGUACAGAAGUCAGAAAAGUAUUUGAUACCAUUGUACAUAAGAGUUUUCAGAGAUUUCAUAUAUAUAUAUAUAUUAUAUCUUUUACAGAGGCUAUUUUAAUCUUUAGUGCAUGGUUAACAAAAAAAUUGUACAAUUUUGACAAUAUUAUUUUUCAUAGGUUGCUGUUUUAAUUUUGGAAGCAGGGGGAGUCGUUUCUGGUGCCUUAAUGCAUGGAUGGGAUUUACAGAAACUAAAAUGAGCUCCCCCAGGUUUUUGGGGGCGGGGGCUGGAAGUCCGUGGGCGUGUGCUGCAUGGGUCUGCACUGUAGGGGCACGGGCGGGCUGAGGGUCAUCUUCAGCGAGCAGUUGGUGCAGACAGUUGAGCACGGGCAUUCUCCCUUCGAUGAGGCUCACUUGAGGAAGAAAGGGGUGGUCUUGUAUCAUUCAAAUGUCAUUUGAGGCUUUUAAAGUAGAAGCUGCUGGUGUUGGUACCUGUGGAUUAUUUUUUCAGUAGUGAUAUUUUAGCUCUGCCAAUAUAAAACAUUGGCCGUGGAGGAGAGGGAGGAUGGAGUUCUUCCUUUUCAGGGAUAGCUUGACUUAUCUCUGAGCAUCCAGAGCGGCCUGUCCUCCCCUCCCAGACAGCCGGGCUUGGCCUGUACAAGAUUCUGCCCUUGACCUGGGUUCUGGGUCUACUUGCACUUUUUAGACCUGUAGCUACCAUCUUGUGAGUGCCAAUGUGUAUUUCAGGAAAAAUUCCAUUGAAACAAGCAAGGUCCUUAAAAUCUCAGAAAGCUGGUUCCUUUAGCCCAGACACUGAGGUAGGUAUUGACAAAAUGGUCACCUGUGUUCAGUUUUACUGUCAGCUGUCAUCACUGUUCCCUAAGGUAAGCACAGUUAGAAUUUUGUUCUCAACAGUUUGUUACUUCCACAAAACAUGUGAAUUUGCUGCUUCUGAGAGGCAAUGUGAAAGAGGAAGUAUUACUUUGUACAUAAAAGCUAUUUAUUUAUAGAAUUUUGGUACAGUGUACAUUGAAAAACAUGAAAAAAUAUUGAAGUGUCUAGCAGAUGGCGAUGAAGUGUCUCUAAUAAAGGUUCAUUCAUAAACACGA